This is a messenger RNA of Prunus armeniaca (apricot), 381 nucleotides long. The record is from the annotation of a GenBank genome assembly. NCBI's taxonomy places the organism in Eukaryota, Viridiplantae, Streptophyta, Magnoliopsida, Rosales, Rosaceae.
AUGCCAUCAUGCCAUCUUAUCUCCCUCAUUGCUUCUGUAAAAACCUCCAAGGCUGCUUGGGACAAACUCUCACAGCUCUUUGCCAACCGAGCUCGAUCUAGUGUCAUGAGUCUUAAAGAAAGACUCACCCUCACACGUCGUAACUCCAAACCUGUCAUUGCAUACCUGCAAAUCGUCAAAGCCAUUGCUGACGAGUUAGCCCUUAUUAAUGCUUCGGUUGUUGAUGACGAUCUCGUCAUCCAUAUUCUGAAUGGUGUUGGUCCUGAAUUCAAGGAACUCGCCGCUGCUGUUUGUGCUCGUGAAAGCUCCAUUUCCUUCAAAGAGCUUCACGACAAACUUGUUGAGUAUGAAGUUGCUCUGCAACGCCUGUCAUUACUGUGA